Messenger RNA from Pestalotiopsis fici W106-1, 1767 nucleotides. RefSeq lists its product as uncharacterized. Gene Ontology annotation, cellular component: CTDK-1 complex. The transcript has 2 exons. NCBI's taxonomy places the organism in Eukaryota, Fungi, Ascomycota, Sordariomycetes, Amphisphaeriales, Sporocadaceae. The record is from RefSeq and is a predicted model, not a curated record. Gene Ontology annotation, biological process: positive regulation of transcription by RNA polymerase I; positive regulation of DNA-templated transcription, elongation. Bases 1 to 1767 code for a protein of 588 amino acids.
AUGGGUGUUCGCCGAUGCAAGAAAAAGCCCCGCGGCACCUGGAAGGGGCGCCGUGGUGCACGGUCGUUAGAUCGGCGUCAGGCUCUUAACCAUAGACGCGACAGCGACAGCGACAGUGUGGGGUUGCCAUUGUCUAUCCGGCAGGGUUCACCAGAGGGUAGCAGCUACCAAGUUCGCGACAAACCUCGCGACAAACCUGAUGACGACAAACGUGCGCACAGCACAAGCAGCUUGUUGACCCCAUUGACCGAUCACAAUAUUGUCAGCCACAAGGACGAGGAUUUGAGCAGUAAUCAGGAAUAUCAGUACGACGAGUAUCAGCUGCGUGCCAAGCGCAAUCUCGCUCGCGCCGCCAACGACAGCCUUAGACAACAAUUUCAUCCAGCUGCUGUUGCAGGUGAACUCGCCCAAGGCAACCGACCGCCCACUCCGAUUCCACAAAGCCCUCACUGGGAUAUCUACACCAGAGCAUCAUCGCAUCACCAGCCAAGGGACAAGCCCAAUAAUCCCAAGACUAAUUACGGUUCGGGAAAUCGUGGCCGCAAGCGCAAAGCUCACGACAGCUCCCAGUCCAAGUCUUGGACAGACGCCCGGGUUGAUUUCUUGGGCAAUUUUCGCCGUAAAUCUUCCACCAAGAGACACAGACCUUCACAGACUUUCGUUCCUCAACCAGAGCAGGCUGAUCGCAAUCCUCCCAACUGUGGCAACAGCGACGACGACGAAGACGACGAGCCUCUAAUCCCCCUCAGUGUCGCCCUCGCAUCACUGCGUCCUACACAGCCUGCCUUUUGGAGUUUUAGAAAUAUUCGAAAUUGGGCAAAGGCCCCCGAGAUUGUUGAACAGGACAGAAGGCGCAAGAUUAUAGAGGACUACGACUUGAACAUGGCCGACCCUUUUGAGGUUCGCAUGCGCUUCAGCGGCCAGUUGCAACACCUCAAUGCUAGUGUGGUCUCAGCCCAAAAGGCCGCCCAGUAUGCCAUGAAGCAUCGGGAUAUGAGCGAGGACUUGCACAGCUGUAUCUUGGAGCAGCUGGAAAAGAACUCCAUGAAUACCCGAGCCAACAUCAUGUAUUUCAUUGAACCUUUCCUCGAGCUGGCCGAGAAGGAGCGAAAUGGCAACGACUAUAUUAGGAGGAUGCAGCGCGACAUUAUUCGCGUCGUCGAUGCAGUCUGUCCCGAAGAUGGGUCUGGCGCUGCCAACGUUAAGGUCGUCCGCAAAGUUCUGCGUGGCCUCAUGGGCAAGGGCUUUCUUCUAGAGCAAACGGUAGAGGAGAUUGAAGAGUGUCUCAAAGAUCGUGCUGCCGCUAGCCACGCAGACCUGGGGUUCUCAAGUCCCGUAAAUGGCACGGCUGAUAGUGCGGCAAAAGGCACUGACUACAAGGCCACAACAGCUAUUGCUGAUGCGAAUGCCCCCAAAGCCAAGCCAGCUAAGCUCGAGAAACGCCAGAUUGAACAGCGUAUUGAGGAGGAUCGUGAGCGCCACAAGAAGAUGCGUGAGAAUAUGUGGGUUACUCCCAAGGACCAAGAGGAGAAGCUCCGCAAGCUCUGGGACGAAGUAAGCGAUUGCGGUGAGGAUGAUGACCGUCUAGGUCAGGAGGAUGAAGACGAGUGUGUCGAGCUCACAGGCACUGGUGUCGAUCAAGCUGCCCGAAGAAGUGAGUAUCUUGCCAGAGAGCAAGCAAAGAAGAAGCCUCAUGACCGGACCCAGAAUGGCUUCACGACAGAUCUGGAGGGCGAUGUUCGCAUGAACGGAAAUCAUUUGCGAUAG